Pan troglodytes (chimpanzee) is the source of this 4979-nucleotide messenger RNA. RefSeq names its product chromosome 18 C18orf54 homolog (gene C18H18orf54). Bases 1021 to 2139 code for a protein of 372 amino acids. The record is from RefSeq and is a predicted model, not a curated record. NCBI's taxonomy places the organism in Eukaryota, Metazoa, Chordata, Mammalia, Primates, Hominidae. The transcript is spliced from 8 exons.
AUGCGCACCGCAGGCCGGCGCCAUGUUGGGGCGGUUUGAAAGAGAGCGCGGGCGUCGAGCUCCGCUGUGACUGCGGAGGAAGCUGCGAGUGAGCCGAGCCUGAGGCGGAGCGGUGUCCGGGUUGGGGAUGCUUUGUGGUGUCUCGCGUUGGGUAACAGGCCUGAGCUUUCGGCGGAGAGCUGUGGAAGUGUGCGGUUUUUGUUUUUGUUUUCCUUUAUUUUUAUUUUGGGGCCUUAGGGGUGAGUUAGGCCGGAAAGGAGGGUGUCUUUUCGAGGGUUGUGACAGCCGAGAAAAGGCGAAAGGAGAGUGGCGAGGAAAGAGGAGGAGACGUCUCCUGAGGGAGGGCGCUUGUGGAGUCUCUGUGGAAGGAAGAAUACUGUAGGGGGAGUGCCCCCUGGGCGAGGGAGGGUCGCGGGACGCGGCGGAGGGGGCUGACACGGGCGUCUGGGGACCUGAGGCGGCGACAGGAAGGGGCUUGCGCUUUGGGGCUGUCGCUUCCGAACACUUCUCCUUCAGUCCAUUGCUGCGCUCGCCCUGGCUGCUGAAUAAAUGGUUUCGGAGUGAAUAGCAUCUCAUUGAAGAACUUGUCUGUGUCUGUGACUGACGGGCGGUGGAACACCAAAGGGAGGGUGUCGCCUGAUUGGGACUGGAAAAAUUGGAAUUCAGGGCGCCCGGGGUAGGGGAACGAUGCGCACUGCUGGAGACGGGCGACCUUCGCUGGCCGGUCGAUGGGUUCCUGGUUUUCUGCUGCCGAGUAAACAAACGUUCCCUUUCCUAACUUAGCAGUCACAGAGCUGUUUCCAAGAGUUGUUGUUAAUUUCCUGUGCGAUAUUCCCAUUGGCUAUUUAACACUGAACGUUCUGUUUUUGAAUCAAAGUUAGUUAAAAUUUCUUGUCAAUAAGUUUAACAUUCUGUUCUUCCGCGUGAUGGAUUUUCUUUUGGAGAUUCGAACUGAAGCCUGUACGGAGGAAAUGUUGUUUUUAAGGGAAAUGAAUAGAAACAAUCCACUUUGAAGAAGCCAUGGCGAAAUCAAAGACAAAACAUAGACUUUGUUCUCAGGAAUCUUCAGUAUCUGCGCUGCUGGCAAGCUGCACCCUGAGUGGUAGUAAUUCCUCUAAUUCUGAUGGCUCGUUUCACUAUAAAGAUAAGCUGUACAGAUCUGCUUCUCAAGCUCUACAGGCUUAUAUUGAUGAUUUUGAUCUAAGCCAAAUAUAUCCUGGUGCAAGCACUGGAACAAUUAACAUUGAUGAGGAUUUUACUAAUAUGUCACAGUUCUGCAACUAUAUUUACAAACCAAACAAUGCUUUUGAAAACCUUGAUCACAAAAAGCACUCAAACUUCACAUCCUGUAGAAGACACACCGUUAAUGACAUAGACUCCAUGAGCCUAACAACUGAUGAUCUAUUAAGACUCCCAGCAGAUGGAUCAUUUUCUUAUACUUAUGUUGGACCGAGUCACCGAACGAGCAAGAAAAACAAGAAAUGCCAUGGAAGACUGGGUUCAUUGGACAUUGAGAAGAAUCCACAUUUUCAAGGACCCUACACUCCCGUGGGCAAGGAUAACUUUGUUACUCCUGUUAUACGCUCAAAUAUAAAUGGAAAGCAAUGUGGUGACAAAAUUGAAUUGCUUAUCUUGAAGGCCAAGAGAAAUCUAGAGCAGUGUACUGAAGAAUUACCAAAGUCCAUGAAAAAGGAUGACAGUCCUUGCUCAUUAGAUAAACUUGAAGCAGAAAGAUCAUGGGAAAAUAUUCCUGUUACUUUCAAAUCUCCUGUUCCCGUUAACUCUGAUGAUAGUCCUCAACAAACUUCAAGGGCAAAGAGUGCUAAAGGGGUUCUUGAAGACUUUCUAAAUAAUGAUAAUCAGAGCUGUACUCUCUCUGGAGGCAAACAUCAUGGUCCUGUUGAAGCCCUGAAACAAAUGUUAUUUAACCUUCAAGCAGUACAAGAACGUUUUAAUCAAAAUAAGACCACAGAUCCAAAAGAAGAGAUUAAACAAGUUUCAGAAGAUGAUUUCUCUAAAUUACAGUUGAAGGAAAGUAUGAUUCCUAUUACUAGGUCACUUCAGAAGGCUUUGCACCAUUUAUCUCGCCUGAGAGACCUGGUUGAUGAUACGAAUGGAGAACGGUCACCGAAAAUGUGAAGAAGAAAAUGCAAUUGUCACCACAAUAAAUAGUCACCACAGAACAAAUUGGCAUUUUUUCUAUUACUUAAACUGACAAAGUAAAUAUAAGCCAUACAUUAUUUUGUGGUUUGUUCAAGGAUUAUAUAUUUCUAAAACACUAAACUUGAAAAUACCCAUAGGUUUUGGGACCUAUCUUUAUUUUGUGCCAACAUACUAGAAUGUGAACUGCAAGGACCCACAGUGUAUCCUGAAGUCUUACUUUCGCCUUCUGGCCAGCAAAUGUCUAAUAUUUAAAGAUGGAUGACUUCUGUUCUUGAAGCUUACCUGGAUUUAACCUUCUUCAGCAUCCUCAGCAUUUUAUUACCUGGUUCAGGAUCAUUAAGAAACUUACUGGUUUUUAUCCAAAAUCUUUUACGUUAAAUAGACUUUUUUAAAGAUAUAGUUAGCAUCACUUUUAAACAGCUUAAAGGAAUAUCAAAAUUGUUAUUGUGUAUCUCAUCUAUAGGGAAGUCUGUUACUUUGAAAUUUUCAUAAAUUUAAUAUUUAAGAUACAUCGUAUUUGAAAAUUGCAUUAAUAGUGGGGUGAUACUGUGUUAAAAGGAACAUUGUGUUGUGACAUUCAAGAGAACCUCCUCAUUUAAUUAGUACUUUGAUUCUGUGUAACAUAAUCUUGGUAGUGCUUGACAGUUUCCAAACCUUUUUUUGGAGAGAGAUUUAAGAAUUUAAUAUUUUGAUAUUAGAUUGUUUCCCAGAUUUUAAUUUUGGGGUUAGCUCAAACUAGUGAAAACUAUGACUAAAUGGCCAAUUGCUUUAUCAAAUUUGAUAACUAAAACUUAAAAUGAAUAUGGAAAAUCAGAAAGCAACUCUAUUUUAGAGCUAUUUUGUAAGAGUUGUGCUUUCUUUAACACGAUCUGUAGUCUUAAGUUUGUCUCUAGCUAGAACUGAACAAAGCUCUAUAAUUUUUACCAAGCACUUAUUAAUACUUCUUAUAAGUAGUAAGCAUCUUUACUAACACAACUGAGAAUUAAGUCAUAAAACAUAACUAAUACAGCACAUUACUGCCUGAUGAAAUUAAAGAGUACUGUGUAUAUGUAUAACUACUACAGGUUAACACUUCACCCAAAUGAUAGCGUUUUUCCUCAGUAGAUUUAUUGUCAAAUAGGAAUUUCUAAGCACAUUGAGUCAAAGCAUUUUUUCCAAGUUAAUAAAGUGUUAUUUACUAUCUUUGUUAGAGGUGACAUGUCAAACACUACAGUGAGCUCUGUGGGUUUUUUUUUUUUUUUUUUUUUUUUUUUGCCUGUGAGUUUUUUACUAUGCUGCUCUGACCAGUUUGAGUGGCAAUUACCAAUAGAUUUGUUUUCUUUAUUCUGUGAUGUUUUUACCACUGACACUGUUUUCAGAUUAUAGUCUGCUUCAUAGAAAAUAGCCUGCAUAAUCAAACAAGGAGUUACUUUGAAAUUAAAGUAUGCCUGGCUAUUAAAAAUGCAGAUUUUAGGUGGGUAAACAUCAGGUAGGUCUGGGUGGGUCAUGUUCUAGGCCUAGAAAAAUACACUAUUAGACAAGUUCUAAAGAAGGCAAGGAGAUAAAGGCAUCAGGUGGUAACUUCUAAUUGAAUAUUAUAUGCUGAUCAUACAUAAUAUAUACUAUGCCUGGAAAUUAUGACUGAAAAGCACCUAUUCGGUUAGUGCUCCUAUUCAUGAGAACAUAUCUCCAAUACUAAAUGAGAUAAGCCUGUUCUAAAAUCUUACAGCCAGUAUUUUAAGAAACUUGAUUAUACUUACCAAAGGAACAUUGUUUGUUUUCUCUUGUUUUAAAUAUGGAGAGGUUUAAUCCUUUACAUAACAAAGGAAUUAAUUUUAGCAAAAUGAUUCAUUCCAACCUUCUUAUAAGAAAUAUCUAGGAGAGUCAAGUAAGAAAAAUAACGAAUCUAAGUGAUAAACAUUCAAUAAAUUCUCUAAAUAAGAGAUUUAUUUACAAUUUUAAUAUCUCAGGGUUCUUUUUAGGUUUCCAGGGGAAAAGAGCAGGAUAACAGUGUGGAGACUGCUAAGUUGAGAAUUUAAAACAAAGGAGAACAUAAGAUUUUUAAAAUUGCAUUGUGAAUGUAAAAUUUUUAUCAAUCCUUUGCUCUCUUUUAGACCUAUUGAGAAAAUGUUAAAUAGAAAAAAUUAAGAAAUUUUAAUAAGAUGUUUCAGAUCUUUGAGUAUGAAAAACAUAACAAAAAAGCCUAAUUUCAAAAAACUAUUUGAGAUCAAGGGACAAUGGUGUGACCAAUAUGAAGGGUCAAGACUGAAAUGUAUUGUCUUUACUAUCAAGAACUCUCCUUUCAGUUGUUUCUCGGACAGUUAAUUUCAGCUUCAUAGAGAUUUCUGAGCAAAUUAAGAAACACUAUUUUCCUGGGUUUGUUUUGGGUAUAUGUCAUUAUAGUUAUGUUAUUUCUUGUUGAAAUUUAUAAUGUGGGUUUUUUGUAUUGUUUUAGUAUUUAAUGGUGUAUAAUGUGUUAUUACAUUAUAUGUAGUUAUACCAAAAUAUUGCCUGAAGAUAAAUCAUGACAAGGUCCCCUGUUUAUUCCUGUGUUACAGACACGUGGAAUUGCUCCUGUAGAUUUGAAUUUUUGUUUCAUUUUUUUCUGUCCCACCCUUCACUCUCUCUGUUUCAGAACAUUUUUGGUAGAAGUGUUAUCCAGAAGUGAACUUGUCAAAAGGCAAGUAGCAUGAAAGAAGACAAAAGAAGCAAAAGGCUAAUACAGUGGAUAAUUUCUGAGCACUUGAAGUUUCUUCAAAUGUGCAAGACUGUGUGUCUUCCUAUUAGAUGUAUAAAUUGGAUAUUUCAUGCCUAAUUAAAUGUUGCGUUGGAUUGCA